Schistosoma rodhaini is the source of this 5545-nucleotide messenger RNA. Lineage: Eukaryota; Metazoa; Platyhelminthes; Trematoda; Strigeidida; Schistosomatidae. The record is from the annotation of a GenBank genome assembly.
UGUUGACUUAAAAUACUAACCAUAUUCACUUCCAAGUAUCUUUUUUAGAUGGAUUAAUCUUAUGGUUAAAAUUCAGGAUUUUGAUGUCUGAAAAAUACCACUAUUUUAAUGGGAGGCAUCGUUCUUGUGAGUAGAAUCCUUGUACUGAUAUUAACUUAAAAACACCAGAAAAAUGGUGUGAUUUGCCCUUAUUGCAUGGAUUUGCAUAUAGUUGGGUUUUUUAUAAAUGAGUAGAGGUUUAUCACUGAGAGAAAAUAUUAAUGCAAAUACAUAGGAAGCAAACGUCGUAAACAUGAAUAAUUCCAAAUUACUGGACGUAUAGGUAAAAUGAAGGUGAAAUCCUAGACAAACCAAAAGUAUACAAUUUAGUCUUAUAAAACUUGUAACCUACUACUGCUUUGUUACUUGAAAGAAUUCCUACCUACAUUAAAUAGUCUGAUGGUAUCCUGUUUAGAAAUUGUAGUUGAGAAGUGGACCUUCAAAUUAUAGCACAUUUUUACUCUACUUUGAAGUAAUCUCUUUUAGGUUAAGCGAAAGAUAAGAACAAUCCUUUUGAACAUAUAAACCGAUCUAAGAAUGUCCCCAUAGUAGUUUCCAUAUAUAUUUCAAAUGUCUUGAAGUCAAUCCCAUGCUAUUUCUAUUCCAGAUUUGGCUAUAGAGUAGCAUGGAUGCCUACCGCCUGUACUUAUCCGAGAUUAGAAUCCCAACUGACAUGGGGUCUAUAUUCCAUCACUUGAUUGUGUAUGUUGAGCUCUUCUCCGUACUUACGCUCACAUAGUUUGCUGAACUCAGCGGUAUUUAACUCAUAUUUGCAGUAUUGAAGCGUACGUGGAAAUAUGGAUUUAAUCCCCAGUGACGAUUAACUCAUCUAUAGUGUCACAUCAUUGACUUUGCUAUCCUCUUCUCUAAGUUUUUUUUGACUUUAUGUGGUACUAAGUUGUCAACCCUUUUUCUUCAGCGCGAAAUGGAGAAAGAAUUUAGAUGUCAUUUGACUUUGUUGAUUCACAUGUUUUAAAAGGUAUUUCACACCACACGUGCGUCGAAUAGACACCUUACUGAAUUCCGUUUGUGUUGUAAUGGCCAAAAGCAGUAAGAUCUUAUAUACUGUUCUGCUCAAGUAUUUCACCUAUAACUUGGUCGUUUUUAUCAAACAGUUACGUCGCCUCUAAAAUAUAUAUACAAAAAGACCUUUAUUUAUCCUUUUCCCAAGUUAGCUUGGUGUCUUUUCAUACGUCAUUAAAUAUGAUUGAACCAAACUACAUCAAUAUGCUUAUCGCCCAUUACGAAUAUGUAAACAUAUUUCCAGUGCAGAAAGAUAUAGCUUACGUCGUUGGUUAGACUUUGUAAUACAGCCUGACUAACAACCAAGACUAUUACAAACCAAUGGCAGGUCAUCGUAUCAUCAAAGCUUGAAAGUACGAAACAUAAGGUUUCGAUCCGGUUACUAAAUGGUAAUGUAGUGACCUCGAAACAUGUAAGUCCUGGGUUCGGUUCAACACAGGUUUGCCAGUGUACCUUUCCGUUGAGUACAAAACAACUGUCUAUAGAUCCCUAGUUGGUGGUGGUUCUCCAAGUACCUCUAAAUGUAUAUGACAAUAUUUAAAAAAGCUACAUAAAUUAUCUAUUGUCAGUAGCUACUUCUGUGCCAACUGCUAUCAUUAAGACAUCAACUUAUCAGUUCUGAACUUGUAACUGAUGAUGUAGAUGAACGAUAAAUGCACAUAAUUGAUCAAAAUCGAACUUCCUUUUUUGUUAUGAGAAAUAAUUUCACUAUGAGGUAAGACUUUCGAAGCUAUUUUUCCAAGGUUUUAUUUAAAUAUAUAUUUAUUUUCGUAUUAUCCUAGCUCCAAGCUUUUAUUUGAAUCGUACAUUGUUUCCAUGACAAAUUCAACUCAUAAAUUAGAACUGAUUAUUUGUGUACUCACUACGUUUUUCCCAUCAGUAAUGUUGUUGCUCCAUUUUAGUACUGUUGCUCAAUGGGUCUGCUACAUGAUCUGGUCUUGUAUGUAUGUAAGUGAAUGUCUGAAAUGUAACAGCGAUCCUGAACUGGGGAUCAUUGGUUGUAUGUUCUUCUUCUUUCGGGUCCAGUUAGUGUUUGGCCAACCUUCAGGCAUAGAAUAUUAGUCUUCUUGUCGUUGUUGCGUAUCGGUUGCUUCAGGUCAUCUAUGCGCAUUGGUUGGUGCUAGGACAUAACACUUUUCUCAGGUUGAGGUACAUGCCACUAGUGAAAAAAUGUGGCUUAAUUUUCCAUGGGAAAAUUUUUCCAUACGUUAGCUUAGGCAAACAGGUAGUAUUAUACCAUAUUUUCCAUAUUUCAGAUACUUAAAUAUUUUGUGACUGAAAUAAAAACAGGUUGAGAAAAUUAGUUAAGAGUAUGUAUUCAAAAUAAGAUAUGUCAAAAAUCUACAUGUUAUAAGCCAAUGUAAGAAAGUGUAGCUGUCUGGAACAAAUGAAAUCAUGAACUAAUAAUUAUGUGUCGAUGUACUCACUGGUACUCAUUCUGUAGACAAUGAACAUCUACAAUAGAUAGUAUUUCGUUCUAGUUCAAGACUCAUGAACAAGAGGCACCUACUAUAUAUGGAGUCCAAUCGAGAACAUACAUAUCUCUGGAGUACCUCGACAUUAAAGAGUAAAUGCACCAGUAUCUAGUACUUACUGGAUUAUCAAAGUCGCAUAACUGUUGGGAUAAUUAAUAAUAAGGCUAGUAAAGAUGAGCAAACAAAUUUAAAUGAACUAAUACAAGCUAUACCACUAUUUCUAAAUAAGUUGCGAUAACGAACUUAUUUUCGAAGCCCCCAUCAAAAACGACCAAACUAUAGAGCUAGAUAUGACCUUAAACUGUGUCGUGGUGAUAGCCGUCGGUCAGUUAAUCUUCCUUUGAGAGUGACAAAGUAGGAAAACACCUGGUCGAAGUGUUUGAUAAAAUAAAAUAUUUAACAUCUCUUUGGUGUCAAUUGUCGAAUUAAUAACAUAAAAAGUAAGGGUCAUAAUCGAAAAUCCGUGGUGUUUAUAUGUGAUUAUACUAGAAGUCACUGAAUACUUACUGUCACUGGUUUCACUGACGAAUUUAAUUCACUGCCACGUUCUGUUGUUUCAGUUGUAUGGGUUUAAACUGUUCAGUAGUUGGGAUUCAAAACGUUUGUCAGCAUGUAGCUGUAAUAGGCAUGUGAGUAAUCGUAUAGCUGGAAUCUAAGAGUCAAUGUGAAUUAAACUCAUAAAAGUCAGUAUAAUGAGACUGGUUUGGGUAUGGGAAUAAAUCUUCGUCCAUCAUAUUUUUCUCUCUUGAGCUCGCUCGUGUAGGUCCGUGGGUGUUAUCCGAGAAUGGAAGAAUCGUGUUGCUGUCAAAAUACAUGGGAAACAGAUCCCUUCCUAUCCUCUGAAAUAGACAAAUCAAAUGAGAGAUAAGUAGAUUUUGAACUUUCCUUCAUUCACGCUAAAUUUUCAACAUUGUUGUCUAAUGUAUGAAGAUCUAUCUGUUUUUUUGCAAUUUACGAAGAAAUACCACAAAAACACCGACUCAUCAAAUCUUUUCCGACAUGACAUAAUAAAAUCACUAAAAGUUAGUUUAUUUAGAUUCGUUAAAAAAUAAUCUAUUUGUAAAGGAACAUCAUUUAGAACUAUCAAAGAAGCUUACUUUUUACGAUUGGCUAACGUUAUUUGUCCUCUGCUAUUGAACCUGAUAAGAUAUUUUAUCGAUUCUCCAUUAACCAAUCAUUUACAAGGUCAAGGAAUAAAUCCUAGUCAUUGAAUUUUUACUGUAUUAGUAUUUACAAAAUGUCUCUAGCUUUCGGAACUUGUGCUAAGUCAGGAAGCGAAAAUGUCAAUGCACGUUUCUCCAAGACAUAUGAACAAAUUGAAUUGUUACUGUCUCAAGCAAAACCUCAACCGAUAUCAUUAUGUGCAAAGGCUGCUGCUAUUGAAGCUUAUGAUCAUUUAAGAUGUCAUCAUUAUAUUCCUGAAGCAGAACAGUUAGUUAAUUUAUUAGCUAGACCACAUAUUAAAUCGUUGUUACUUUGUCAUGAUGGAAUAGCGAACAAAGCUUAUGGACCAGUUCUACCACAGAUAUCAUCAGAAGUAGAUGAAGAUGAUAUAAGCGUGAAGGUUGUAAAUUUAAUCAAGAAUCAUGAGCCACUUGGAGUUACAAUUAAAAUUAAUGAAAGAAAUGGAGCUGUUCUAGUUGCACGUGUUAUGCACGGUGGAGCUGCUGAUCGUACAGAUGCUAUUGACGUCGGGGAUGAAAUUCAAGAAAUUAAUGGUAUUACCGUACAUGGUCGAGACCCUAUGGAAGUGAUACGAAUGUUGACAACGAUAUCUGGUGAUGUGAAAUUGAAACUGAUCCCAUCUAUUACGAAAAAACAACAAGCAGAAAAAAAUCAAGUACACGUUCGAGCUUUAUUCUCAUACAGUCCAAGCUCAGAUUCACUAACUCCAUGUCCAGAAGCUGGUCUGGCAUUUUUAAAAGGUGAAAUUCUGCGUAUAGUCAAUUCAGAAGAUCCUAAUUGGUGGCAAGCUGUAAAAGUUGAAUUUCCACUUACUGGGAUUGUUCCAUUUGUACUGGGUAAUAACUUAACGCAACCAAGUUUAAGUAGAGCUGGUCUAAUACCAAGUAAAAUGAUGCGAGAAUGGAAAAUGCAGUAUCACUUUAAUUCAUUGCAUACAAACGGCGGACAAGAUACACAAAUUAAUGAUUCUCUUUCAUAUGAAGAAGUAGAACGUUAUUUUCCUGAAGAAGGUUGUUAUCGACCAAUUGUUUUAGUAGGACCAAGUGGUGUAGGAAAGUCAGAAUUAAUUCGUCAAUUAAUUCGUACUGAUCCUGAACAUUUUCGAGAACCAAUCAGAAUAACCACACAAGAACCAAAAUCUGAAGAAGUUCAUGGUGUCGAUUAUUUAUUUGUAACUAAAGACGAAUUCAAUACAUUCAUGGAUGCUGAUUGCCUUAUAGAUCCUUGUGAAACGUCAAAAAACUGUAUGACGGGAUUGUGUUUAGAUGCAGUAUUAGAAAUUAUUCAAGCUGGUCAAGUGGCUAUUUUUGAAGCAGAUUAUCGGAAUUUAAUGUCACUUAGGACAUCAACAUUGAAACCGUUUAUAAUUUUUGUUAAACCACCAACAUUCGAUGUUUUGUUGGAAACACGACAAUCAUAUAAUCAUAAAAGUAGUAAUUGUAAUACACCAACAAUAAAUGAUACAAGAUCAACUGUGGAAUUAUCACCAACACAUUCUGUACCAACUACACCACAUUUAACUAAUCGUACUAUCGGUGGUUGUUUUACACCUGUAAGAAACUCUCAACAAUGGAGGAAAGUCUCCGGUGAAUUAGGACAAGAGAAGAAAAACACAAUGUCCUCAGCGCCAUCAUUAUCAGCAUCAUCGUCUUUGGAUAAUAUACUGGCUACGGAGAUACAAAAAAAAGUGUCAUUGGCUGUAAUUGUGAAUUACUAUUAUUCUUACUAUUAUUAUUAUUACUACCUUUUCAUAUUUUUUAGCAAUAAUAUUUUAAAAGUAAUUUUCAGCACGAAUUAAUAUCAGCCGAAGAGCUAUUGGAAAC